AUGGAAGGAGGAGGAGGAGGAGGUGGUGGUGGCCGUUUUAGCCAUCAAAAUUUACAAAACAACCGUUCCAUCUAUCAACCAACUCCACCAUUAACAGCCACAGAUAGCUUUUUAUUUUGUCAAAGCCAUUACACACCCCAAAAUAUUCAAAACGAUGAUAAAAGCAAAGAAACCCUUGUUUCAACAAAUGGGCUGUGUGGUUUUUCUCCACCUAGUGGUGCAAUUGGUGCUGUUCCUUGGCAAAGUUUUUCAGAGACAAGUUUUGUCGAUGGGCUUUUUGUUGAUGGAGAUAGCCUUAACCGCGCAUAUGAUGGAAACCCUAAUGGGGGUUUGAGUGGAGAAGUGAAUAAUGUUUCAGGGAAGAGUUGUAAAGGGAUAGGAAAGAAAACCAAGAAAGGAUCUUGUGCAACUUUGAUCAAGGGGCAGUGGACAGAAGAAGAAGAUAGGAAACUAAUUAGGUUGGUGAAGCAAUUUGGAGUGAGAAAAUGGGCUCAAAUAGCUGAAAGGGUGGCUGGUAGAGCUGGGAAGCAGUGUCGUGAGAGGUGGCACAACCAUUUGCGGCCUGAUAUCAAGAAAGAUAGCUGGAGCGAAGAAGAGGAGAUAAUAUUGGUCGAAGCUCAUACUAAAGUUGGGAACCGAUGGGCGGAGAUUGCAAAGCUUAUUCCAGGAAGAACAGAAAAUGCUAUAAAAAAUCAUUGGAACGCUACCAAAAGAAGGCAGAAUUCAAGGAGAAAGCACAAGCAAACAGAAAGCCAAAGUGGAAAACCUCAACCCUCAAUACUUCAGGACUAUAUUAGAAGCAAGAACCUUAAAAAUGCUUCAACUUCUGUUACCCCUACACAAAGCACAACCACUAACACCCCAUCAAGCUCCAUAUCUGAAGACCCGUCAAGCCAAUUCAACUAUUUUCUCCCUGAAUUAUCUGAAUCCGCCUCGGAUGACUCUCCAUCAUUACUUGCACAAUCAUGUAAUGAUGAUGAACUUCUGUUCAUCCAAAAUUUCUUUGGCAAUAAAUCCAAAGAGCCAUCAUCAACAGAUAAGGUUGCUACAGAGAAUCCAAAAAUAUUGGAGGUGGACAACUUCAAUGCGGAUUCUUUUAAUGACUCCUUGGAUUCCUGUGGUUUAUAUCAAAACAAUGGAUGUCAGCAGCUCAAAGAUUUAAGUGACAAUGACUUUGAUAUUUCUACUUUGAAUCCGAAGCUGUGCACCAACGGUUUCCAAGCAGUAACAGAUCAGCAAACACCCACUUAUAACCACCUCCAUUCUGAUCUCUACCUUUCGUAUCUAUUGAAUGGAGCAAGUAAUGCUCCAGGUUCGUCUUAUACUGAAUAUGGAUACAGUAGCACGAACAUGGACAUGGAGAUGGAUCAAACACAUCCUCUCAAUGGAAAGAAGGAGAUGGAUUUGAUAGAGAUGAUUUCUUCUUCUCAAUUCUCUCAGGGUAUUGACAAUAUAUAG
Populus nigra (black poplar) is the source of this 1458-nucleotide messenger RNA. Its product is annotated as transcription factor MYB119-like. The coding region runs from base 1 to 1458 and encodes 485 amino acids. Gene Ontology annotation, molecular function: DNA-binding transcription factor activity, RNA polymerase II-specific; RNA polymerase II cis-regulatory region sequence-specific DNA binding. Gene Ontology annotation, cellular component: nucleus. Gene Ontology annotation, biological process: regulation of DNA-templated transcription. The transcript has 3 exons. Lineage: Eukaryota; Viridiplantae; Streptophyta; Magnoliopsida; Malpighiales; Salicaceae. The record is from RefSeq and is a predicted model, not a curated record.